This is a messenger RNA of Ananas comosus (pineapple), 6236 nucleotides long. Its product is annotated as zinc finger CCCH domain-containing protein 44-like. Lineage: Eukaryota; Viridiplantae; Streptophyta; Magnoliopsida; Poales; Bromeliaceae. The transcript has 12 exons. The coding region runs from base 249 to 5960 and encodes 1903 amino acids. Gene Ontology annotation, molecular function: metal ion binding; DNA binding; protein binding. The record is from RefSeq and is a predicted model, not a curated record.
UCUCCCCUAUAAUAAUCCAGAAAAAUGAAAAGAAAAAAGAGAAAAAAAAAAAGAAUGUGAAUGCGUUGCGUGAACCAAAUAAACUCCAAAUGCAAUUGUCGAUACCUUAAAAUCCAUUCCUCUUCCUCCCCGCACCCGACACCCCUCUUCCCUUUCAACGAGGUGUAUUGCCCGAGAAGAGGCUAGGGUUUUGCCGAAACCCUAGGGCCGCUACUUUCUCCUGCUCCCUCCCCCCCAAUCCCGAUUCCAUGGAGGAAGAAGCCCUAGGAGAGGUCCCCGACGCGCUCGGCGCUCAUCAAUCUCCCGCCGCGGACCCCCCGUUGCCGCCGAGAGAGGCCGAGGGCGGCGGCGGCGCCGCGGCCCCCCAAUGCGAACCGACUGGGGAAGGCGACGCGGCGGCGGAUGAUCCCCGACCCGUCCCCGCCCCCGGCCCCGAUUCCGCGGGGAGCGAGGAAGAAGCUCGUGAAUGCCGCGGCGGGGAUGGUGCUGCGGGUGAAGAGGAUGAGAAGAUGCAUGGGGAUGCAAAUGCCGUUGUGUUCGGCGAUGGCGAUGGUGGAGGCGGCGAUGCUCUGAGUGGAGAGGGCGCAGAGAUGGAUGGGCGCGCCAAUUCGGCCGCCGCUGAAGGUGCUGGCGCCGGUGCCGUGGAAGAAGAGGCGGACACCGAAUUUGGCGAUGCUGUGGGUGAAGAGGACGCAGAGAUGGGCGAGCGCCUGCCUGAUUCGGCCGCGGCCGAGGCCGAAGUUGACGGUGCCGCGGAAGAAGAGGCCACACCAAUGGACGAGUGCCCUGAUACAGUUGCCGCUGUUGCUGUGGAGGAGGAGGCUGUGAACAUGGGUGAGGUUCCGAAUACCGCUGCCACGGGUGAUAAGGUUGGCGAACAGGACGAUGCCAUGGGUGAAGAGGCUGCAGAGGUUGCAGAGAAUAAGGAGUCUCCAGAGUACCCUAACUUGGUCCCCUUUGUUGCUACUGAAACUGGGGAGGAAGAGGCCGAAAAAACGAAGGAGGUUCCUGAUGCUGCUGCAGACGAAACGGUGGAGGAAGAGGCCGCAGAUAUAAAUGAGGUUUCUGAUACUGCCACAGGAGAAACUGUGGAAGAAGAGGCCGCAAUGAAUGGGGUUGUUGAUACCAUGGUAGAUGAAACUGUGGAGGAAGAGGCUGCAAACAUGAACGAGGUUCUUGACCCUGCAGUAAAUGAAACUGUGGAGGAAGAGGCCACAAAUAUGAACGAGAUUUCUGAUGCUGCUGCUGACGGUGAUGAUGGUGGCAGGCCUGACAGUGAUUUCGGUGAAGGGAAUGCACAGAUUGACACCUGCCCUGAUUCUGCUGCUGCCCCCACAGGCAACUAUGUGGUGGAAGAAGAUGCUGCUCAAAUGGAUGAGUGCCCUAGGAUGGACGCUGCCGCUGCCAACGCUGAUGAAGAUGUGGAGGAAGAGGAUGCAGCCGCCUCUGCUGAUGAAGCUAUGGAGGAAGAGGAUGCAGCUGCCUCUGCUGAUGAAGCUGUGGAGGAAGAGGAUGCAGCUGCCUCCGCUGAUGAUGCUGCGGAGGAAGAGGAUGCAGCCGCCUCCGCUGAUGAUGCUGCGGAAGAAGAGGAUGCGGACAUGAAUGAGGUUCCCAAUACUGCCACCGCCGCCAGUGAUGGCGGAGAUGGCGAAGAAGAGACACAGAUUGAGGAGUGCCCUGAUUCUGCCGUUGCCGCCACGGAUGAAGCUGAGGAAGAGGCUGCGCAGAUGGAUGAUGGGGACGAUGAGCCCCCUCCAGUGGUUGUGAGGAGAGGUGGAGGGCGGCGGAAGAGGGGCCGCCAGCCGAGGGCUCAGGUUGCAAGGACCCCAGGCAAAAGGAAGGAGAAGGAUGGUGAAGAAGUAUGCUUCAUUUGCUUUGAUGGAGGUGAUCUUGUAGUCUGUGAUCGCAGGGGUUGUCCAAAGGUUUAUCACCCUUCAUGUGUUAAUAGGGAUGAGGCCUUUUUCCGAGCAAAGGGUCGGUGGAACUGCGGUUGGCACAUUUGUAGCAACUGCGAAAAAUCUGCACACUUUAUGUGCUUUACUUGUACGUUUUCUUUAUGUAAAGGGUGUGCAAAAGAUGCUGAGUUUUUAUGUGUUAGAGGAAGUAAGGGCUUUUGUCAGACAUGCUUUGGUACUGUGAUGUUGAUAGAGCAGAAGGAGCAGGGAAAUGAGACAAUGGAUGGAGUAGAUUUUGAUGACAAGAACAGUUGGGAGCAUUUGUUUAAGGACUAUUGGUUAGAUCUCAAGGGAAAGUUAUCAUUGACAUUCGACGAAUUAUGUGCCACUAAAGCUCGACAGAAGGGAUCUAUUGUUUCUGUUCCUGAUGAGGAAUCUUCUGAUGAUGCAUGUGGUACACAUGGUGACCGACGGGAAAAUAAUUCAGACAGUUCUUUAGGGCAUCGCAAUGAAAUCACUGUGUCAAGGAAGAGGAAAAAAAAACGAUCAAUGUCUCCAGCAAAAUCCCCUGCAAGGGAGGAUGGAUCCAUGAAAAAGGGAAGUAUCCGGACUUUCUCUAGGCAAAAGAAGGCCAAGAAACUACGCAAGCAAACUACUUACAAUGAGGAGCCUGCAAAAGAAGCAGAAGAAAGUGCGGGGACAUCUACUUCUGAGAACAUCAAUUGGGCUUCAAAUGAGCUACUGGAUUUUGUGGCGCACAUGAAAGAUGGCGAUCGAUCUGCACUAUCACAGUUUGAUGUUCAAGCCCUUCUACUCGAGUAUAUUAAACAAAAGAACCUCCGCGAUCCUCGUCGAAAGAGUCAGAUUGUUUGUGAUUCACUGCUACAGAAUCUAUUUGGCAAACCAAGAGUCGGGCAUUUCGAAAUGCUGAAGCUUCUAGAAUCACACUUUCUCACGAAUGAGGCCUCACCGGUGGACACGGAUGAGAACCAGGGAGGGGUUGUAGAUCCUGAUCCAAAUCAGGUGGCUGCUGAAGGAAGCAGCGGUGGAUCGACAAUGGUUGGUUCAGAUAAAAGACGGAAAUCACGUAAAAGGUCUGAGAGAGGACCACAAACCAACCUUGAUGAGUAUGCGGCAAUAGAUGUCCACAACAUUAAUUUACUCUACUUGCGUCGCAAUCUAGUGGAGGAGUUGGCAGACGAUAUUGAUACAUUUGAUGAGAAAGUUGUUGGGUCGUUUGUGAGAAUAAGGAUAUCUGGUACGGGACAGAGACAAGAUAUAUAUCGCCUAGUACAAGUUGUUGGAACUGGUAAGGCAGCAGGGAAAUAUAAAAGUGGAAAAAGGAUGACAGAUGUAACUGUGGAGAUAUUAAAUUUAGACAAAAAGGAGUCUAUAACUAUUGAUAUCCUGUCAAAUCAGGAUUUCACUGAGGAGGAAUGCAAGCGCUUAAGGCAAAGCAUAAAGUGUGGAUUUAUUGGACGGCUGACUGUGGGAGAGGUGCAGGAGAAAUCGAGGAUUCUACAACCUGUGAAAGUCAGUGAUUGGAUCGAAAGUGAGAAGUUACGACUUAGUCAUCUCCGUGAUCGUGCAAGUGACAUGGGCAAGAGAAAAGAGCUUAGAGAAUGUGUUGAAAAGCUGCAGCUUCUGAGCACUCCUGAAGAGCGUAUCCGUAGGCUUAAUGAAAUACCAGAAAUUCAUGUUGACCCUAAAAUGGAUCCAGACUAUGAGUCACCCGAGGAAGUAGAAGCUGAUGAGAAAAGAGAUAGCUUUAAUAGACGAAGAGAUUUCUUCCUUAGAAGAGGAAAAGAGUUACCAUCGCCUAUUUCCAGUGAAAGCCGGGUCGGUGCACGGAGAAAUUCAAAAUUCAACUGGGAAUCCAACAGAACGACAUCAACUGAAGUAGAAUCACCUACUACCUUGAUUGAUAAAGCAAAUGAAUAUUCUGGAGAUAAAGAUUUUCACCAAACAAGUAAUUUGGAAACUCCAAAGUCUGGUGUAGAUAAAAACAUUGUAGAGGUUAAUUUGAACAAUAAGCAACAUGGACAAUUAUCCAGUACCCUUACUCAAACUCCAGCUACUGGGGCCUCGACACCAUUGAAUAUCAAUGAAUCAGAAAAGAUCUGGCACUAUGUAGACCCAUCCGGGAAAAUCCAAGGCCCUUUUUCAAUGAUCCAGCUGAGAAAGUGGAACACAACUGGGUAUUUCCCACCUAACUUGAGGAUAUGGAAAAAUUCUGAGCGGCAAGAGGACUGUAUUUUGCUGAGCGAUGCUCUUGCAGGGAAGUUUGAAAAGGAUUUAUCAGAGUUGGAACCUCAGCGUAGCAGCUCUUCUCAAUCUAAUGUUGUUACGACAAAGAGCAUCUUGGAAGGUGGCUUAAGAGGAGUUAAUAAUCAAAGCAAUGAAAGCUACUCUGCUACUGGUGUUAAUGAGCUGGCAAAAGUUGAAAGGGUUGGAUUCACUUCGAGUGCAGGGGAAGCAUCAAAGGAUGCUAAUAGUAAUAACUCUUUAAGGCAAUGGCAAGGCCAGACUGAUCCGAGGUCACUGGUUCUUUCCCCUAGGGCUCCAUAUGCAUCACAACCGUACCAAUCUGUCCAACCAGGAUAUGCCUCAUCGGAUCAGUUGGCAAGUAAUUUAAGAAACUUGGUGGCUCUUCCUCAGCAUUCAAGUAAUUUGAAUGUUUCAGUUGUUCAAGGGUCUACUAUUAAGCAGCCGGCUAUUGGAGAACCACAAAGCAUUGGCAAUCCACAAAAUCAAAGUAAAAUAGACGGCCCUGGUAAUAUUUAUGCAUCAUCUCUUGAUAAAGAUCCUGAGUUGCCACCUAGGGAUGAAAGGCUUGCUGUUAGUGGCGUUUCAAAUGUUGAUUCUGUUGUUGGUCCUGCAUUUGGAUAUUUGUCUGUGCCUUCUUCUGUCUCUCUUCAAGGUGAUUCUCUGAAUAGAAGUUCAACUCUUUUGGCUGAAGCAGAUUCGGUGGACAACAGAAUGGGUUCUUUCUUUAAUUCACAUACAGGAUCUACUCCAGCACCAGAUAAUGCCAUUUCUGAAGCUGGUCAAUCGACUGUCCACCAUCUCAGAGAAUCUAGUUUAAAAGAAAAUUUUGUUGAUACAAACCCUACAUAUCCACCGGCUGAGCCUCUAUCAGAAAAGAGCAAUGCGCAACAGCCAGAAUCGAGCUUCUCAAUUCCUCAGCCUGUAAUGAAUCCUUGUAACUUUGUCGCACCAAACGCAAUCAACAUUCAACAGCAGAUGGCUUUGCAAACUACAACUAUGCAAUCAGGAAAUACGCCUACUGAACCCACGCUUCCCCCCAAUUCUAAUUUUAUGCCUACAGCUAAUACUCAGAACGUUGGAUGGGCAAUGCUCCCACAAAAUGGAAAUGCUAGUUCAGCACAAGCUCAGGGAAACAACAAUAUGAACUAUGGAGCACCGAUGCAAGGAAACCCUAAUAUGGUCGGGCUAGUUCCAGGUCAGGCCAAUAUGAACAUGGCUUGGGGAACUCCAGCACAGGGUGUCACAAAUUUCAACAACAUGGGUUUAGCUCCACCAUUACCACCAGGUCCACCACCUCAGACAAAUACAAUGGUGACCACAGGUUGGGUUGCUCCACCUAGUCAGGGAAGUAACCAGGCCAUGAAUAUGGCCUGGGUUCCGCAGGGCCAGGGGAGUGCUAACCCAACUACCUUUUGGACACCCGCAAUGCAGGGAAAUCCAGCGAACACUUGGGGGGCAUUUCCGCAGGGAAACACAAACCCUUUUCCUAUGUGGAUACCACCAACAAUGGGAAACCCUAAUCACAACAUCGGUUGGGCAGCUCCACCGCAGGGGAAUAAUAUGGUUCCAAAUCCUAGUAGUGUGAGUGGACAAGGAAAUAUGAAUAUGAAUUGGAACCAACCAAAUGCCAACCCUAGCAACUGGGGUACUCAACAAGCUACCGACAGUGGAGCUAGGGCUCCGUGGAAUAUGGCACCGGCACAGCUGGGGCAUAGAGCAGGAGUAUGCAAAUACCAUGAGUAUGGGCACUGCAAGAAAGGGGCUUCUUGUAAUUAUCUUCAUCCACCAAAAAAUUAGGGAGCAGUAAAAGCGAUCUGGUUUCUUUUCUUUAUCUCCCUACUCUUAAUUUCCCUUACAUUUCGUUGUUGUACAGUUUAUGUUUUUUCACUUUGGUAGGUCUGCAAAACCAUAAAAGCUUGAGAUCUGUGGUUUAUCAGGCCAUGUAGAACUUUUGCAGGCAAAUGGUGCAUAUGCAGCCUUCAAUUCCGCUGCAUGUUUUUGGGUUUAAUUGGCUUCUAACUCCUCAUACUGAAAUUUAUAAAAUGUUUCAUCUGGAUGUAGAUUUUUUUUUUC